This is a messenger RNA of Colius striatus (speckled mousebird), 2207 nucleotides long. It is a transcript of the gene ST6GALNAC6, whose product is annotated as ST6 N-acetylgalactosaminide alpha-2,6-sialyltransferase 6. Lineage: Eukaryota; Metazoa; Chordata; Aves; Coliiformes; Coliidae. Gene Ontology annotation, biological process: ganglioside biosynthetic process; oligosaccharide metabolic process. Gene Ontology annotation, molecular function: alpha-N-acetylgalactosaminide alpha-2,6-sialyltransferase activity. The transcript has 7 exons. The record is from RefSeq and is a predicted model, not a curated record. Bases 333 to 1223 code for a protein of 296 amino acids.
GGCGCGCGGCGGCGGCUCCGGUCCCGGCCCCGGCCCGGGCGGCAGCGGCGGCAUCGCGGAGCGGUCGGUCGGUCGGUCGGUCGGUCCAUCCGUGGGCUCAUCGCAUCCUCUCCGGGCCCCUUUAACCGAGCAGCGAUGUGAGCCCCGGGGUGCCGCCAUGGCCGCGCUGCCCGGGUGGACCUGGCACCGCCCCGCAGCCCGCGGGGCGCCCGGGCCGGAGGAGGAGCCGACGGACCCCCCUGCGCCGCCCGCCGCCCGCCGCCGAUGAGAGCCCCCGCACAGGUGCUCGCGGGACGCCGGCGAUCGCUGUGCGCUGAGGCUGGCACAGAGACAUGAGUGGCAGCACGAGCCAGCGCGCCGCCGCCCUGGGGGUCCUCUUUGCCCUGAUCAUGUUGCUGAUCAUCUACAGCUCUGGCAGCGGGAACGAGGGCUUCCCCUACAGCCACCUGCGGGGCAGAGCCCGCCGGCCCCCUGACCUCAAGAAGUGGGGGGUGAAAAGCGGGUACCUGCCCGUCUGUGGGAACAAGACCCUGACCGCCCGCUGCCACCAGUGCGUCAUCGUCACCAGCUCCAGCCACCUCCUGGGCACCCGCCUGGGCACGGCCAUCGACGGGGCCGAGUGCACGAUCCGCAUGAACGACGCUCCCACCACUGGCUACGACGCUGACGUGGGCAACAAGACCACCUUCCGUGUGGUGGCCCACUCCAGCCUCUACCGUGUCCUCAAACGGCCCCAGGAGUUCGUCAACAAGACCCCAGAGACCAUCUUCAUCUUCUGGGGACCACCCGCCAAGAUGCAGAAGAGCCUCCUGAAGAUCAUCCAGCGCGUCAGUGCCUCCUUCCCCAACAUGACAGCCUAUGUGGUCUCCCCCAGCCGCAUGAAGCAGUUUGAUGACCUGUUUCGGGGCGAGACGGGGAAGGACAGGGAGAAGUCACGCUCGUGGCUCAGCACCGGCUGGUUCACCAUGGUGAUCGCGGUGGAGCUGUGCGACGCCGUCCAUGUCUAUGGGAUGGUGCCACCAAACUACUGCGGCCGCCGGCCUCCCCCCCGCCGCCUGCCCUACCACUACUACGAGCCGAAGGGCCCCGACGAGUGCACGACCUACAUCCAUAACGAGCGGAGCCGCAGGGGCAACCACCACCGCUUCAUCACCGAGAAGAGGGUCUUUGCCAGCUGGGCCAGCCUCUACAACAUCACCUUCUCCCACCCCACCUGGCCCUAGGGGCAGACCCCCGGAGCUGGGGAGGAUGGGGAGUCCCCUGCAUGCCCCGGGGAGCAGGAGGGGACGGGCAUCUGGGUGCCUGCCGUGGGACCACUACCUUCAUGUGUGGUGGCUCCUUGAACCUGGGGUGUCUUGCGUUUUGAGGUGUGUUUUGGGGGGGUGAGUGCAGCGUUUGGAGUGCCCCUGCCCUGUGGGCAGAAGUGUAGGGGGAGAUCCCACCUGAUGCUGCUCCAGGCGCAUUGCAGCCCCUGUGAGUGCAUGGGUGAGGGGGUGCUGGGUCCCCUUGGCUCAGUUUGGGGUUGCAUCACUUUUGGGGCCACCGCAGAGGCUGUUUUCCCCAACCCCCUGGGUGUGGGGCACUCUCUCGGGGCUCAGCUCCCCUCUGCCAUCCUAGCACCCCAAUCCUGGCCCACAGCCAUCCUUCCCUCAGCAGGACCCUAGAGUUUUUGGUGGAACCCUACAGGGGUAACGCUGCACCCCAAAACCACCGCUGUGCCCCACACCCACACUGCCAAAACCUUUUCUAACCAAGCAAUGGAAUUUUGGGGGGGCUUUUGGGUUUUUUCCUCCCUGCUUGUGGUCUUGGGUUUGUACUUGGGUGUCUGAGGCCAAAGGAGCAGAGGCUGAUCAUUAGUGGUAACGAAAGGGCCACAGCAGCCUGUGUCUGAGUCCUCAUAAUUUAUUAAUUGCUUAUAAACUAUUUAAGAGGGCACAUAGUAGGGGAACAAGCGCUGCCCCUCAGCACCCUGCAGCCCAGGGAGGGGGUUUUGUUACUAAUUUCUCAGCCGUGGAGAAAGGGGUUUGGGGAAAACAGCUAAAUACCGUGUGUUUGGGUGCUGAGCCCUAGCAGAGCCCCCUCCGUGCCUCAGUUUCCCUCUCGUGGCUGGGGUUUUAGGGGGACUGUGUGCCGGGUCGGGCCGCAGAGCACCCGUGUUUUGUAAUGGUUUGUACAGGAAUAAAUCUUGCUGCAGUCUGUUGCCUUGG